This is a messenger RNA of Micromonas pusilla CCMP1545, 840 nucleotides long. RefSeq lists its product as uncharacterized. The record is from RefSeq and is a predicted model, not a curated record. The transcript has a single exon. Bases 1 to 840 code for a protein of 279 amino acids. NCBI's taxonomy places the organism in Eukaryota, Viridiplantae, Chlorophyta, Mamiellophyceae, Mamiellales, Mamiellaceae.
AUGACGACCGUCGUCCCCGGCGUCCCGCCGCUUCGACCGCCCGGGGUCGCGACGCGGCCGCGCGUCGGCCGCCGCGCGCGAUCGCGCGCCGCGACCGCGUGGCGCGUCGCGUCCAACCCCGCGGCGCGCCUCGGCGGCGGCGCCCGCGGCGCGCUCGCCGGCGGCGUCCGGCUCUUCGCUGAUUCGCGCUCGCGGACGACGUCGUCGCCGCCGCUCGCGUCGACGUCGACGUCGCGCGGGUUCCCGACCGCGCGCGCGUCUCCGCGACGCGAGACGCGAACGCGCGCGAUCGGCACGGAGACGAGAGCGGAGACGGAGUGCGCGGACGGGGACGAGAACUGCGUCCCCCCUCCCGGCGCCGUCCCGCUCGACGCGACCGCGACCGACGGCGUCGACGCCGUCGCCGCGGAGGCGCGCGGGACGAUGACGCGGAAAACCAACAACGUCGCGUUCGUGGACAAGCUCCGCGUGGACGACGCGACCACGGCGGCGAUGAAGAAGCGCAGCGAGGCGUACGCGACGCUGGACGACAUCGUCCUGGACUUUGACCCGUCGCUGGACACCGCGCAGAAGCUCCUCCUCAUCGGGGGGUACUUCUCGUCCUCCCCGACGGAGGUGGCGACGCGGCUCGCCGAGGUCACCGCCGUCGCCGCGCGCCUGUACGCGGUGUGGACGUGGGAGGAGAAGACCAACGUCCCCGACGGGUCUCGAACCCGCGCGAGCACGCUGCGGGACGGGAUCGCGGGGUUGGGCCCGGUGUUCGUGAAGAUGGCGCAGGCGCGUUCUGAUUCACGCCGGUCCCCGUACGACGGCGUCGGCGUCGUGAACGCCGUUCCUUAA